UGUAGUCCCCUCCCUAAAGCUUGGGGGCGGCCGUUAGGUCGUUGGUGGUCGCCCAGAACCGGCUGCACGUGGAGAGAAAGGGGCGGUGCUUGCGUGGUGCCGGCAACCGAGAGGGGCAGGAGCUUCCUGCUCUAGCGCCUCCUGCCGCGGCGUCCUCCCGACAUGCCGGAGGAGGCGGGCUUCCCGCCGGCCAAGAGAUUCCGGCCGGGCUGUGGGCCUCCGAGACGCGCCGGUUCCUACCCUCCCGAGAGGCGAGUAGUGAUGCUGCUGACUGCGGGCGGCGGCUGCGGUAGAGGUGGAGGAGGAGGCCGGCGACAGCAGCCGCCCCUGGCCCAGCCCUCGGCCAGUCCCUACCGUGAGGCCCUGGAGUUGCAGCGCCGGAGUCUGCCCAUCUUCCAGGCGCGGGGGCAGCUCUUGGCCCAGCUCCGAAACCUGGACAGCGCGGUCUUCAUUGGGGAAACUGGCUCUGGGAAGACAACUCAGAUCCCUCAGUACCUCUAUGAAGGGGGCAUCAGCCGCCAGGGCAUCAUUGCUGUGACCCAGCCCCGACGAGUAGCCGCCAUCUCUCUUGCUACUAGAGUGUCAGAUGAGAAGAGAACUGAACUUGGGAAACUGGUUGGUUAUACAGUGCGCUUUGAGGAUGUCACCUCAGAAGACACCAGGAUCAAGUUCCUAACUGAUGGCAUGCUAUUGCGUGAAGCAAUAUCAGACUCCCUGCUUCGGAAGUACAGCUGUAUCAUUUUGGAUGAAGCCCACGAACGGACUAUCCACACAGAUGUGCUCUUUGGAGUGGUGAAAGCUGCUCAGAAGAGGCGAAAGGAACUGGGGAAACUGCCUCUCAAAGUGAUUGUGAUGUCAGCUACCAUGGAUGUGGACCUGUUUUCUCAGUAUUUCAAUGGAGCCCCUGUCCUCUACCUGGAAGGUCGGCAGCAUCCAAUCCAGAUUUUUUACACCAAACAGCCUCAGCAUGAUUACCUACAUGCAGCUCUUGUCUCGGUCUUCCAGAUCCACCAGGAAGCCCCUUCUUCUCAGGACAUACUAGUGUUCCUUACUGGUCAGGAGGAGAUUGAAGCAAUGAGCAAGACUUGCCGAGACAUCGCAAAACACCUCCCUGAUGGCUGCCCUGGGAUGUUGGUCCUCCCUCUGUAUGCCUCCUUGCCCUAUGCACAGCAGCUCCGAGUCUUCCAAGGGGCCCCUAAGGGCUAUCGCAAAGUGAUCAUUUCAACCAACAUCGCUGAAACCUCCAUAACCAUUACAGGAAUAAAAUAUGUAGUUGACACGGGCAUGGUUAAAGCAAAGAAGUAUAACCCUGACAGUGGUCUCGAGGUGUUAGCUGUGCAGCGUGUGUCAAAGACUCAGGCCUGGCAGCGCACAGGGAGGGCUGGCAGAGAGGACAGUGGCAUCUGUUACCGGCUGUACACAGAAGAGGAGUUUGAGAAGUUUGAGAAGAUGACUGUGCCAGAGAUCCAGAGGUGUAACCUGGCGAGUGUGAUGCUUCAGCUUCUAGCUAUGAAAGUCCCAAAUGUGCUCACCUUUGACUUCGUGUCCAAGCCAUCUCCAGAUCACAUUCAGGCGGCCAUUGCCCAACUGGACCUGUUAGGUGCUCUUGAACAUAAGGAUGACCAGCUUACACUGACUCCAAUUGGAAGAAAGAUGGCAGCAUUUCCUUUAGAGCCCAAAUUUGCCAAAACCAUCCUUCUAUCCCCCAAAUUCCACUGUACAGAAGAAAUUCUGACCAUUGUUUCCCUGCUGUCUGUGGACAGUGUUCUCUAUAAUCCUCCUGCCCGGCGGGAUGAAGUGCAGGGUGUCCGGAAGAAGUUCAUAUCCAGCGAGGGGGAUCACAUCACCCUGCUCAAUAUUUAUCGGACUUUCAAAAACAUAGGUGGAAAUAAGGACUGGUGCAAAGAGAAUUUUGUGAACAGCAAGAAUAUGCUGUUAGUAGCUGAAGUGAGAGCACAACUGAGGGAAAUCUGCCUAAAGAUGUCAAUGCCAGUCAUGUCAUCGCGAGGAGACAUGGAGAGCAUCCGCCGCUGCUUGGCUCACAGUCUCUUUAUGAGCACUGCUGAGCUCCAGCCUGAUGGUACCUAUGCCACCACGGACACCCACCAGCCAGUGGCCAUCCAUCCCUCAUCUGUCCUCUUCCACUGCAAGCCAGCCUGCGUCGUAUACACUGAGCUGCUGUACACCAACAAGUGCUACAUGAGAGACCUCUGCGUCGUGGAUGCUGAGUGGCUGUAUGAGGCUGCCCCUGAGUACUUCAGGAGGAAGCUGAGAACCACCAGAAACUGAGCUGCCCCAGGCUGUGGCACUGUGGCUGUGUCUGGAGCUUGGACCACAGUGGCCUCGUGGCAGACUCCCAGGCUGGCACCUAGAGAAGCUGUGAGUUUCAGCACAGCUAUAUGCGCCUAAUCUCCAGAGGCUUGAAAUCAUCUUUGCUGAAACUCCUCAGACUGAACUGUGUAGAUGUGUACAUAUCAUUUCAACCUUGGGCAUUUCAGAAUUAUGCUUUUGGUCCAUGGUGGGUGACUUUGGGUAACUUAGUUAAUUCGUGAGCCUCAAUUGGAGAUAAUAAUCAUACUAACUUAUAAGAUUGGUGUCAUGAAGUUGAGAGAAAAUGAAUGGAAAAUUACCUAGAGCUUUGCCUGAUACAGAUACACACAUAGUAAAUUAUGAGCCAUUAUGCAUAAUGUUACUGUUUUCUAUCUGAUGUGACUUAAGUACAACAAGAUACCCUGAGUUCUUGUGACUGACAGGCAUGGAGCUUCGAUGUUGUCCUUGAUUCUAUUUAAUGUCUUUCUUUAUACAGCUUUAAAGUAGAAACAUAAGAAAUUGACUUCUGUAGAAGUUUCAAGAGGGAGGUGCUGUUGUCUCUUAUCUCCUGGGAUGGCCAUCCCUACUGAGCCUCAUGUCUCAGGGUGCAGACUAGUCUUUGCCCAUCUCGAACCAGAGAUCAGUGAAGGAGUCUCUUGGCCCUUGGCGCAUGUCCCCAUCAGUGCUUUCAGGAGACAUGUAAGUUACCUGGGUGAAAGUUGAUUGUACCUUCUGAAUCAUGUCAGAUGUAGACACAAGAAACCAACCUGUUGGUGUAGUAGUCUCCUUACACACCCAGUUGUCAUUUUUCUCUUUAACUGAGCACCUAUAAAUGUGUGCACAUGAAGAGUAAUUCUGUGCUCUGUUUCAACUGUUUCUCUGUGGGCAGGGCCCCUGGUCAGAGGUGCUGGGGGUAAGAGGGAAGGAAGAGGUUCAUGGUCAGUGAGAACCCAGAGGGCAUCUACUCCUCCCAUUCACCACGACUGGCUGUUAUAGUCUUGUAUCUUGUUGAUUUUCUGUCUUUUUUCCUUUAUAGGGACAUGGGGACAUCUGGCUUUGCAGAUGUCUCUAACCUUCAUUGUCUACAUUUGUCAGAGGGAAUUUGAGGAUCUACACAGUCUCUUCCUACUGGGGAAAGACUAAAUGUUCUUAUUAGCUAGUUUAUAUCAAAAGCAAAUAAUCUUUCCCCAGAGAAUGCUUGGACCUAGAAGCAACCAAGAUUAAGCAUGAUAAAAGUUGUGCUUAAUUGUUCCAAAAUGCAAUUUUGUCAUUACUUUACAUAGUGAAUUGCACAGUCCAUUAAGCAGGGGGCCAAACUGCCUACCAGCUUCUUCAAAGAAAGUGGGCAGUCUCUUCAAUCGGGGUCCCAUGAGCUCUUUUCAGACUGUCGCCUGAUUGCUCACCUCCAUUAAAGGGUCUCAUUGGUCCACAGUUGUCUAAAUUUAAUCUGGCAUGGUCUUUAUUUAUAAAAUUAGCUGUAGUCUGAGCAAUUUGACUUUUUAGCCCGUAUUUAGGGUUGUCUAGGUAUUUAUGUCUGUUAGAAAUGGUUACAGUUAUGUCAAAUGGAAUCUGACAGUUCCUGUGGACCUUAUUGUAGAGAAUUCUUAAACUUGAACUUGUUCUUCCACAAAUCAGCUUGUUCUUACCAUUACUGACUUCCGGAAAAGUUCUCCAGAAAGUUUUCUUUUUAAGUAUAUUUUUAUCAUUCAUAAGAGGGGGCUAGGAUGUUUAGCGUGACUUGGUAGAAGAAAAUAUUGUGCUUUUUUUGGUCAGAACUUUUGUAUAAUCUUUUAUUUUUAUUGAGCUGUAACAUUUUUGCUCUACAUAUUUUCCACAAACAAAACUGUUCCUUGUGAUCUUGAGCUGCUGUGAAGUAUGACAAUUGAUAGUAUUAUAAAAAUGUUUCCAUCUUUUCCUCAUUGAUAAAAUCUUUGCUGUUGUACGACAACUUCAGUCAAAAAAUUAUACAUAAUAACUUGAGUAAAAUAUUUAAUCUUUGACAAUAUGAUAUUGAUAUGAUAUAAACAAUCUAAUCCAUUAAAAAUAUUCUCUAUCCCAGAUCAUCCACUUUUUAUCUGGAAAUACUCAAACUAGAAAAUCUGAAAGCAUGAAGAACUUUUCAAAACCACUUUCAAGAAGUGACAGGUCUGGAGACACUUGCUUUAUGCUAAUAGGGAAUCCCUCCCUGUGGAAGUAACUUUAAGCCUCUCCAUUUUCUCUUGAAAAGGUCUGAGAGAAACAUUCACAUCAGAGGGAAGAAA
Molecule: messenger RNA, 4571 nt
Organism: Urocitellus parryii (Arctic ground squirrel)
Lineage: Eukaryota; Metazoa; Chordata; Mammalia; Rodentia; Sciuridae
Gene: Dhx33
Product: DEAH-box helicase 33
Biological process (GO): positive regulation of transcription by RNA polymerase I
Cellular component (GO): intracellular anatomical structure; nucleolus
Molecular function (GO): double-stranded RNA binding; helicase activity; ATP binding
Source: RefSeq, a predicted model, not a curated record